Cynoglossus semilaevis (tongue sole) is the source of this 1376-nucleotide messenger RNA. RefSeq names its product metabolism of cobalamin associated C (gene mmachc). Lineage: Eukaryota; Metazoa; Chordata; Actinopteri; Pleuronectiformes; Cynoglossidae. The coding region runs from base 131 to 838 and encodes 235 amino acids. Gene Ontology annotation, biological process: cobalamin metabolic process. Gene Ontology annotation, molecular function: demethylase activity; cyanocobalamin reductase (cyanide-eliminating) (NADP+) activity; FAD binding. The record is from RefSeq and is a predicted model, not a curated record. Gene Ontology annotation, cellular component: cytoplasm. The transcript is spliced from 5 exons.
UGUCCUUGCAGUGAUGAUACACCCAACACCAGUAACAUUAGACAGGCGUGGCAUCAAAGCUGUGGAUGAGGUAACAGAAAGCCGUCGUGAUGAGAUCUCCAGCACCUUCUAGGGGAUUCGAUUUCAGCACAUGGUGGGCUGGUACAAUGCACUGCUACCUGCGUCACUGCGCCUGGCUCAUCCAGACGACACCCUGGCUGUGGUGGUGCUCAGCACUCCAGCCAUGUUCGAACAGACCUUCCUGCCUUUCAUGGAGGACGGAGGCUUCCAGGGACUGACAGAUCCCAUUGACCAGUGUGUCAAACAGUGCAUCUCAGCUGCCGUCUCACGGUGUUUUCCUGGACAAACGGUGGAGGUGAGUUAUGACUAUGAGAUGCUGCCCAACAGGAAACCAAAAUUCUUGGCACAGACUGCAGCUCAUGUGUCGGGAGCAGCUUUCUAUUACCAGCAGGCAGAUGUCACUGAUCAACCCUGGGCUGAGAAAAAAAUGUUCGGUGUGUGCGUGCAUCCGAGGUUCGGAGGCUGGUUUGCCAUCAGAUCUCUGUUGGUGUUUGAAGAUGUGACGCUGGGCCCCGACGUCCUGCAGCCAGUUCCCCCUGACUGUGUCCCAACCAGAGAAGGCAGGAUAAAACUGCUCGAGUCUUUUAACCAUCGUUGGCAGCAGGACUGGAGUUACAGAGACGUAGUUCCUCCAGUUCAGACCUACUCACAGAGACAGAGGGACUACUUUUCCACUCUUCCUGCUCAACGCUUUGCUCUGCUAAAGACCUGGGGCUUCCUGCCCAAGGAGGACCAACAGUCUGAAGCGGUCUCAGACACACAGGGCAGCCAUGGAUGAAAGAAGACACUGGACAUUAACACAAGUUUAUAUACUGUAUGUGCAGAAAUGCAAAAAAAAAAAAAAUUUUUUUUUUCUAUACCUUGACUUUGACAAGGUGCACACUAUUGUCAAUGCAGCUGAAGGAAAUUUCCAGCAACUCCUAUACUGAAUUAUGAUGCAAAUAAUGAUCGCAUCAAAUGUCUGCAAAUGUUACAAAAAAUGACUACAAAACACUACACGAUGCAGCAAUGCAUUGUUUGUGUCUGUCUGUGACAAUACCAAGGAUACAUCUUAGUUUUGGGAACUGACAUCUUUUGUCUGCAGCUUCAUUGAAUGAAGUUCCAGAAAUGCAAGUUUAUGUCCCAAAACAUGCUAAGAAGUGAAUAAUUUGUGCUAAAAACUCAAAAUACAGCAUAUCUGAACAUGUGAAAAUAUCUUGCAGUCUUUAUUUUAUAUCAAUAAGUAAUGCACCCUAUUUCAAUAGACAUCCAUUUGAAAUUAGUCAAAUAAUUUUUAUUAAUAGUUUCUCUGAAAAAAUAAAGUUUUAUUUAAAGAU